This is a messenger RNA of Drosophila rhopaloa, 1900 nucleotides long. It is a transcript of the gene MFS17, whose product is annotated as sialin. Gene Ontology annotation, cellular component: plasma membrane. Gene Ontology annotation, biological process: transmembrane transport; monoatomic anion transport. The record is from RefSeq and is a predicted model, not a curated record. Bases 281 to 1789 code for a protein of 502 amino acids. Lineage: Eukaryota; Metazoa; Arthropoda; Insecta; Diptera; Drosophilidae. The transcript has 6 exons. Gene Ontology annotation, molecular function: transmembrane transporter activity.
CAGCUGAUAAUCUAAACAUUCACUUGAACAUGGGUACGUGUUCAUAUGAUUCUAUACAUGUAAAUUACUAAAUAUAUUUGUUACUUUUAAACGUCAUAUUUUUCUAAGCUGAUUAAAGAAAAAAGUUAGUUCCCUGUUGUAUAUGGCUGUUAGAGUAAUUUAAGAAGGACUUUUGUGUGUAUACAUACGUAUGUACUUGGUACUAACCCAAAAAGUUUUCUAUAUCUAAUGGUGACCUAAAUAUAAUAAAAUAAAGUCUUUGCAACAUUCCUGUAAUAAUAUGCACGAUUCGAGGAGCUCGUAUUCUGCACCACAAGAUGACGUCCCUCGCAGCAGGGUUUCCCCAUCCAGGCGUCUAAAUGACAAAAUUCCGGCUCGAUUAGUGCUUUAUUUCCUUUCUUGGUCUGGCUUUCUGGUCUCUUUUAUGAUGCGCAAUGAUAUGAAUUUUGCUUUGGUAGCUAUGAUUUCAAAUGGCAAUUCAACUCAAAACCAAUCGAAUUACGGAUCGCAAACAGUUUUGGGUGGUGGCUCUGACGACCGAAUAUCUAUGGUAAAAUCUGUCAUAAUAAGUUCAUUUUAUUGGUGCUAUGUGUUAUCACAGGUGGCUGGAGGGGUUGCCACGGAACUGUUUGGAACUAAGUGCGUAUUUGGAUGGUCACAGUUAGCAACAGCUAUAUGUAGUAUUUUGAUGCCGUUAGCAGCACAAUUACAUUACAUAGCUGUUAUUGUGUUAAGAUCUAUUCAGGGAUUUGCUUCUGGCCUAACCUGGCCUGCCAUGUAUGCUAUAGUUGGCUAUUGGAUACCGCUUACGGAACGUUCACGUUUUAUGUCAAGUUUUCAAGGUUUCAGUAUUGGUAUCGGUUUAACUUACCCAUUGUGCGGGUUUAUUUUAUCGGAAUUUGGUUGGCCAUACGUUUUUUAUACUACUGGUACGUUAGGACUUGGAUGGUGUUUAAUGUGGUAUUUACUAGCCUUCAAUACCCCCCGAGAACAUCCUCGGAUUGCUGAAGAAGAACUAAAUUACAUAGAACUUAAUAUCAGAAGAGAAGUUUACCAUGCAGCCAAAGUUAAAGUGCCCUGGUUGCAAAUUUUUAAGUCCUUACCUGCUUGGGCGAUUGCUAUAACGACAUUUGGUCGAAUAUUUGUUCACUAUAUUUUUAUUGUUAAUGGUCCCACUUUUAUGGGAAACGUUUUAAAGUUUAAUUUUGAAACCAAUGGCUUUUUAUCUGGAAUGCCAUUUGUUUGCUCAUAUAUUUCAUCGGUAUUUUUUUGUUUUUUGGCUGAUAAAUUUGUAAUGUACAAGGUUUUAAAUUUAACUAAUGUAAGAAAAUUAUUUACAGCUCUAUCACAAAUUAUUCCAGGGCUCUUAAUAUAUUGUAUCGGUUAUAUAGAUAAUGUACACAUUUUGUUAACAGUAUGGUUUAUAGCGGUGAUAUUUAUAACUGCAUCUUAUGCGGGAGCCAUGGCUAAUAUAAUUGACUUAGCGCCCAAUUAUGGACAUUCUGCUGCCGUUCUGGCAUUUUGCCAAACAAUUCAUAUGUCUGCGUCGUUUAUUUCCCCGUUGACGGCUGGAUUUUUAGUAACUCGAGAGGACUCAAUUGAUCAGUGGCGACGUGUUUUUGAAGUAUCCGCGAUUAUUUCAAUAUUGACUUAUGCUGUUUAUCAGAUUUUCGGAACUGCUGAAAUACAAUCUUGGAACAAGGAACUACCUACACAUGACGAUACAGAUGAAGGAAAGAUAUUCUCGAAACCAAAAGAAGAUUUGGAUAAAAAUUUCAGACCGACUUGAAAAAAGUACUUAAAAUAAUGCCCUGCUUAUACCAUUAAAAAAUAUUUUGUUACUUUUUGUUUGACGACUUUGAAUGUAAUAAUAAAAAAUCUAGCCGUUUGUACAGUUUAA